UCCUUGGGCUAGCUUUAACCCACAAUUACUCGCUGGUAGAAUGAGUUUAACAAUAAAACUGUAACAGAAUAAACUAAUUCGAAAUUUUUUUCGGUCCACCGGUUGCCUUAUCCUCAAUAAAGUAUCUCAGAACACGUUAUUGUUGCGUUCUGGCGGGAAGGGAGUGGGGGUCGUUGUUGGGGUUGGAGAAAGUAGGCACACACAGGACUAUUAGUUUGGAUCUAACGCGAGGAUAAGUAAGCGCGUUUUGUUAGAUCCCGCCUAACAUCAAGAGUAACCACGUUGCUGUUUUUGACACACGUAUUUUACUUUUAGUGAAAAGUUUAUCUCUAUCUAGUUUUUGAUCUAAAAUGAGCGGGCACAACACGAACGUAAUUUUAAGUUAUUUGGAUGAAUCUGACGAAGAAGACAAUUUAUCGAGUGAACCUGGUGCUGUGCGGGUUAAUGUGUCAGACUCUGAUGGACCAACGGAAGAUGGAGACCAUGACAGCGACACAGAACAGUCUGAAUAUGAAGAAGAACGCAACAACCAAGCUACGCCACUUCACGAAGAACGAAAUAACAUCAAAACUGUGGCGGCAAAAUGCUGCGUGUCAAGAGGACUCCUCAAACAGUACAUAGCUGCUGUGGCAGCAUGCUUCAGCGUUGUGAAUUCUUCAACAUGCUACGGAUGGACCACGCCCAUUCUGAACCAUCUCCUUGGACCUGACAGUGAGAUUCCUAUGACAAGGGAUCAAGCUUCUUGGGUCAUCUCUAGUAUAGAGCUUGGCAACCUGAUAUCCCCACUUCCAGCUGGAAUUCUGUCGAAAUACAUCGGGCGCAAGCCAGUCAUCCUAGCGACUGGACCUCUCUACAUCAUCAGCUGGCUGAUGGUCAUCUUCUACCCUUCAGUAACUAUGUUGGGAGCAGCUCGAGUUCUGCAGGGGUUCUCGAUGGGACUGACAUACACCGCUGCACCUGUCUACUUAGGCGAAAUCGCUGGCAAAUCGACCAGAGGAGCAGUGACAAGCAUAUUCUUCAAUUCGUGGUGGCUAGGUUUCGUUAUACAAUACUCAGUGGGCCCUUUUCUUAGCUUUUACAAUUGUAUCUACUUUACACUUGCUUUAAACAUACCUUUCAUUUUGUUAUUCUUCUGGCAACCUGAGAGUCCUUAUUAUUAUGUCAUGAGUGGAAAUAUUGAAAAAGCGCGCAAAUCAUUAGCUUGGUUCCGAGACACUUCAACUGAUGAGUUAAAGGAAGAGUUAGAAGAGAUCAAAUGGAGUGUUGAAGCCAACCAGAGAUCAGCUGGGCUACGUGAUAUAAUAGGAAUCCCAGAGGAAAGAAAAGCCCUAACCAUUCUGAUGUUGAUGACAGGAGGUAGAGUACUCUGUGGAACUGGAGUUAUCAAUGUUUAUGCCACUGAUAUUUUCGAUAUGACGCCUAACCUCUCUAUAUCAUCUGAUGUAGUAACUAUAGCAGUUGGUGUUGUAAUGCUAGCUGGAGGGAUCUUUAGUGCAUUCACCUCAGACUCCUUGGGAAGAAGACCCUUGCUGAUGCUGUCAUGCAUAGGCAUUUUCAUUUGUCAAUUUACCAAUGGAACAUACUAUUUACUUUUAUUUAAAACUUCUUUAGCUGUCUCUACGUUUAGUUGGAUCUCUCCAGUUUUAAUUCUGAUCAACUCCGGUUUAUGCACUGCGGGUUUGUAUCCUGUAUGUUCUCUGUACACUUCGGAACUGUUUAACCCCAAUACUAGAGGGAUUGUUUCCAGUAUUGCCGCCAUCACUGUUACUAUAUUUGCUUUCCUAAUGUUGAUAAUGUAUGAGACAGUAAAUAAUAAUUUUGGGUUAUAUGCCAAUUUUUAUUUUUACUCGCUCACCAUUUUAAUUGGAGGCAUUUACUUUUACUUCAACACUCCAGAAACUAAAGGAAAAUCUUUUGUCCAGAUCAGAAAGGAACUUCUCAAAAUUAAAGUCUGAAAUAUAUGAUCAUUUCUCUGUUUAGUAUAGUUUAUAUUUAAAAGUUACUCCUACUUAUUAUAUAUUUAUAAGUGUGUAUAUACUUUGUAUCUUAUAUACUUUGUGUUAUGUAUUGUAGAAUAUCUUUGCUCAUAAAUUCUUAACAUUUUCUCUAACACUUUGUUACUUAUUUAUAAUAUUCACAUUAAUAUUUAUGCCACUUUGCUUCUUCAUCAUUGCUUUUACUUUUUUUUAAAUGUGAAAGUUUUAUAUAUAUUUUGAAACCGAGUUUAAAUUUCUUAUACAAACCCCUCAAUUUAUUCUAGAUUAUCGUAUGUUUGUUUAUAUAUUUAAGUUAUAUAUAAGUUGCGAGACAAUAAUGGUUAAGAUAUUAUAUAAAGUUAGUAAAAUAAACCAUCUGGUAACAAACUGUCAGAUAUCAAGUCCAUACUGCCCAACUCCUUAUUAAAAAUCUCUUCUCUUGUAUAUACUUUUAAGUUUUCCAUUCAAGUAUAAACUGUUACCACAAUAGAAGAGUGUGUUCUCUAUAAUGUAUUUCUUUAACAGAAGCUAGGUUUAAUUUGCAGCCUUCGUUUUAAAUUUCAAUUGUUAAAUGUUUAUAUUUUGCCACAUUCCGUUAUGCAAAUCGAUACUAAAAACAUGAAUUCAGUAUUCAAAAAUAAUUGCACGAUCUUUGGGUUGUAGUUUAUUUAUUGAGGUACCGCGUGAGCUUAUUUAUUUAAAACAUUAAACGAUAAAAAAUAUUGUACAAAUGUACGAAAUGCUAACUAUUAGAAACUUUGUGAUAAAAGAGAUUUAACAAAGUCUGCUAAUCAGGGUGAUAUAAUGAGCGUGAAUUUAUCUAUAUACAUUUUUUAUAUUUUGCUUAGUUAUCACCAAGGGUUCUGGUGAAAUUCCUCUUCGGCCAGUCUGCCUUUAUGUAUGGGUGUAUGUUUUCCACUGGUAUCUCAAGAAUAAGUUGAGCCAGAGACUGAAAUUUCGAUGCAUUUUCAGCGAAGCCUGUUACACUCCUAUAUAAUAAAAUGUUUUAAAGAAUUUGUGUGUGUAUUAGUUUUAACAAAUUUAUAUUAAGAGAUUCCAGAGUGUUGUUUGUCUGCACGUAAUCAUUUUAUUUUUCCAAGCUAUUAGUAUCGUGUACGUGUAUUUCUUUAAAUUACUGAUAUUUUAUCUUAGAUUACACAGAAGUAAUUUUUGGCUCUUUCCUGUGAGCUAAAACGUUACAAAGAGGAAGAGUUUCACAACGAUAGAAAAGGCACUUUAUUAUGUUUUCAAUACUUUAAUUGUUUUCAUGAUUCAAAGGCAAUUAGCUUCUAGUAAAUUAGUAAAACUCCAAAUUUACCAUUCAAUUGUCGAUUUGUAUAAAUUAAUACCACGGUCUAGUAGCAGUUAUGAAAGAUUCACCUAGCUCAAUUAUACACUUUUACAUGUAUUUGUAUAAACAUAAUUAUGACAUUUAAUAUAAUUAUAUCACGGUAGGAAAGAUAAAGUUUGCUAUUAAAGAAUAUAACUUAUUCUGUUCAACCUAUGCCCGAUAACAAUAAAACAAAUAUAUAAAUAUCGUUUAUUUCAUUUA
Molecule: messenger RNA, 3528 nt
Organism: Homalodisca vitripennis (glassy-winged sharpshooter)
Lineage: Eukaryota; Metazoa; Arthropoda; Insecta; Hemiptera; Cicadellidae
Product: facilitated trehalose transporter Tret1-like
Exons: 3
Coding region: 351-1955 (534 amino acids)
Biological process (GO): transmembrane transport
Cellular component (GO): membrane
Molecular function (GO): transmembrane transporter activity
Source: RefSeq, a predicted model, not a curated record